Messenger RNA from Apis laboriosa (Himalayan honeybee), 1605 nucleotides. Its product is annotated as potassium/sodium hyperpolarization-activated cyclic nucleotide-gated channel 1-like. NCBI's taxonomy places the organism in Eukaryota, Metazoa, Arthropoda, Insecta, Hymenoptera, Apidae. Bases 1 to 1605 code for a protein of 534 amino acids. The record is from RefSeq and is a predicted model, not a curated record. The transcript is spliced from 8 exons.
AUGUUGGAUCAUGUAUGUACAUUGAAAGUACAAAAUAAUGACAAGAAGUUGUCCUUCAGAGAAAGAUGGAGUUUUAUAAUUCAAAUUAGCAGAAUGACACCGAGGGCAAAAAAGUAUUUCGAUAGCAUGGCACGUAUCGCUAGUGAAAAACGAAGACACAAUUUGUUUAAAUAUUGGUGGAUUAUUCACCCGUUUAGUAAUUUGAGAUUUUUCUGGGAUUUGAUAAUGACAGUGAUAUACAUUGUUUCAUUCGUUUCAAUUCCAUUCUCAGUUUGUUUUAUUAUAAUGAGUCACGAUGAUAUUGGAUUGGAUAAAUUCAAUCUUCUGAUUUACGGUUUUUGUUGGAUCGAUAUAAUAAUGAAUUGUUUUACUGGAUAUUACAAUAAAUAUGAAAUGGGUAAAACUUUCCUGAUAUUUGAUAUUCUAUCUUCGUUACCAUGGGAUCAUAUGACUUUGCCUUGGCGCAAAUUACCUGAAGAUAAUACUUAUUUUUUUGUUUCUUUGAUCAAUGUCCUUCCUUGUCUGAAGUUAAUUCGUUAUGGCUAUGUCGAUUCACAAAUCUUUGAAUUAUUUAUCCAUUUUGAAGUCAAGCAUUACGCCUAUGAAUUGUUUAGCACGCUUAUGAUGGCAAUUUUUAUAAUAUAUUGGUUCGCGUGUCUGUAUUAUUUAAUACCAGUGUUAACUCUUCACUUCAGUAAAAUCAAUGCCAAAAUUUGUUCCGAAUGUUGGAUGAUAAGAUUAAAAAACAAUUCUAAAGCAUUCAGAUUUCGAUGCGCGCUUUUUAUAGUCGUAGAUCAAAUAUCAGGGGCUGGUUAUGGUCAUUUGGUGCCAUACGCGUCUGAUCAUAUAAUAUUGAAUUGUAUUCUUCUCUUUAUCGGUAGACUACUCGAGUUCUAUAUCGCAGUAAUGAUCAUUCGUGUAAGAAUGGGAAUAAAAGAAUCCACGUCGAAGUUUCAAGAGAUAAUAAAUCAACUGUUUGCUUAUGUAAACCAAAAACAAUUGCCGAAACACAUAAAGAUUCGUCUCGAAGCUUAUUACUAUCAUCGUUUCAGGAAAAAUUACUUUCGUGAGAAAACUAUUAUGCUCACUUUAUCAGAACAUUUACGUCAAGAAAUUGCACUUGAAUCAUGCCAUCGCUUAGUCGAAAAUGUAUCGAUGUUCAGAAAUUUACCCAAACCUAUUUUGCGUAACAUCGUGAAGAAUUUGAAAUUCGAGCUUUAUCUACCAAACGAUGUGAUCGUGAAAGCAGGUGCCCAUGGUGAUUGUAUGUUCUUUCUGUCUGCUGGGACCGUUGCUGUGUUAACACCCACUGGAAAAGAGAUAUGUCACUUGGACGAUGGAGCACAUUUCGGAGAAAUAGCACUUUUGGUUCCCGAUCAGAGAAGAGUUGCAAGCGUGAUUGCAAUUGAAGUAUGCGAAGUAUAUCGUUUAAAUCGCAAAGAUUUUCGAAAAUGUAUUGCCGUACAUUCAGAAUUGUUUGCAACUAUUGAAAGUAUUGCGACAGAAAGGAUCGAAAGGGCUGUAGUGAUCGAGGAACAGCAUAAGCGUUAUCUUAUGCGAGAUACUGCUCGCGUUGAGGAUAAAAAAGACAUGCCACAUUUGUGA